GCGGGAAGGUGGCUGCCUCGGCUACGGCAGCGGUUGAAAGCCGGGCGGACUGCCGGGAGGAUGGCGGACGGCGACAUCUCCGACAAUGAGCCUACGACGCGAACGCUGCUGCGGCGCGUGCUGGAUACCGAGGCCCCGCGCACUCCGCGGCGACGCCAGAGCACUCGGGCCGGGGUCCAGAGAACCCCGCUGGGAACACCUUUCUCUAUGAGGUUGAGGAGCCAAACAAAGACAACUGCCGGGCGGCAGCCCCACAGAGCCAGGUCUAUUGGCAGAUUGGCCCACAUUCAAACCAGGGGACAGCUGAAGGAACAGACACCCCGGACUCUGCUUGAGAAUAUCCUGUUAACCGCCCCGGAAUCUUCCAUGGUCAUGCCAGAGUCAGCAGUGAAGCCAGUGCCAGCACCGCAGGUGGUCCAGGUGGUCCAGUUCUCCAGGCGGGAAAGCAGUCCUGGCAGUCUGGAACUGCAACUUCCUGAGCUCAACGCCCCCACAACCUUGGCUCCAGGUCGGUUGACUUCUGGCAGGAGGAAGAAGAGGCUGAGAUUGUCAGAGUUUCAGCAAGGAAUGGACCAGGAGCUGCCUCUCUCCCAAGGUCCUGUUACAGAGCCUCCUGGGAAUACUGGUGCCUCCUCUCUCAGCAGCUCCCUCAACCUGACCUUUGCCACGCCUCUCCUGCCACAAUCAGUGCAGAGGCCUGGUUUGGCCCGCAGACCUCCUACACGCCGAGCUGUCGAUGUGGGUAUAUUUUUGCAGGAUCUUCAAGAUACUUCUGUGGCCACGGCUUUUCCAGGUGACAGAACCCCUGUUGCUACCCUGCCAACGGACACCGUGUUGGAGGACACCCAGCCUUUCUCCCAGCCUUUGAUUGGCCGUUCCCCCAGUGUGCACCACUCCCUCCCCUACCCCUCUCUCUCUGCUGAGAGGACUGUCAGUCGCAGGACACGGAGCAGUGGGCCUGGGCUGCAGAACAACAGUCCUGGGAAACCAGCCCAGCUUCUGGCUGGAAAGGCAGAGGAGGUUGAUGCCCUUGCUAUGCGCUUCCCGAACACCAGCAGUGGUACCUCUGGAGUAGAUGGACUAGAGCCCUUAUUGGGUGGAGUUGGUGAGGAGGUAGAGGAAAGAAUGGAAGAAAGCAUGAGCUUGAGUGAAGUGAAGGAAGCAACAGGAGCACAAGCAUCUGCCAGAGCAGAAGAGCCUGAGGCACACACAGAAGUGGCAGAAGCAGAAGGAUCCUGGGGGGCUAUUGAGGAAAAGGAGCUAGAAGGAUCUUCAGGGGAUAAGGACACUGAAGGUAGGACAGCAAGGCCAGAGUUGGCCUCCAGCACCCCGGAGUUUCCUCGGGCCAGGCAACUGGAGUUCCUUGAGCCAGCCCCACCGACUAGCACUGCAGUGGGCCUCUUCAGGCAGCAGGUCAUUCCUGCCCCCAGCUUAUCUUCAGAGCCUCUGGAGCCUCUAUCAGCCAGGCUUCCUACCCGGCUCCAAACUGCUGGCCCCAGACUCCGACAAGAUCCUUAUAAGAUGGGACUGAGCCACUAUGCUAAGCUCUUUAGCUUCUAUGCUAAAAUGCCCAUGGAGAAGAAGGCUCUUGAGAUGGUGGAGAAAUGCCUGGACAAGUAUUUCCAACGUCUUUGCGAUGACCUGGAUGUAUUUGCUGCUCACGCUGGCCGCAAGACUGUGAGGCUAGAGGACCUGGAGCUGCUGAUGCGACGGCCAGUCCACGUGUUCUGCCAUUUCUGCCAGGAGAAAACGUGGCCACCCUACUUUGAUUCCUGGGCAUGUGCUGCUUCUUGGCCUGGUUAUUAACAGCUAGGAAGGCCUCUGCAAGCUGGUAGCUAGAAGUAUUUCUGGAGCACAUAUGCCAACCACUCAAGUACCUUAUCAGGCACCUAGGUCAUAAAGACAAAAAGUCACAGCCCUGAAGGACCUUGGCAGAUCUGCACAGUUCCUGGCACACGGCAGGCUGGAUGAAGAAGUGAGUCCACUCCAAAAUGCUGAGCUGCAGGUGAAGGGUGUCCAUGGGCACGGGCUGAGUCUCUCUUUGCUGAGGAGUCUGGGAUGAGGUGUGGCAAGUGUGCACAUUCUUACCCCAGAGCCUGGUGGCCCUGGCCUCUGUGAACUAAAAUCCCCUGGUGGGAGAAGCUGUUUGAUGGGGCAUGUUUCAGGUGGGUGGUGUUUUUGGAUUGCAAAGAGGGAAAAGAUAAGAUCUGGGGUCUGACAUCUGGGGUUCCAACAGGACAUCACCACUAACCAGU
Molecule: messenger RNA, 2255 nt
Organism: Myotis brandtii (Brandt's bat)
Lineage: Eukaryota; Metazoa; Chordata; Mammalia; Chiroptera; Vespertilionidae
Gene: CENPT
Product: centromere protein T
Exons: 14
Coding region: 61-1806 (581 amino acids)
Biological process (GO): kinetochore assembly; chromosome segregation; mitotic cell cycle
Cellular component (GO): kinetochore
Molecular function (GO): protein heterodimerization activity; DNA binding
Source: RefSeq, a predicted model, not a curated record